Messenger RNA from Funneliformis mosseae, 3444 nucleotides. Lineage: Eukaryota; Fungi; Glomeromycota; Glomeromycetes; Glomerales; Glomeraceae. The record is from the annotation of a GenBank genome assembly.
AUGUCUAGCUCAAAUGGAACUCCUCAGUUUACUAACAAUUUUGUCCGAGAACCAGCUCGAGAUCCUUCAGGAGCAGGAAACAAUAAGGUAACACGUGAUGCUUCAAGGUCAGCGGUAGCAGAAAUAAGAAGGUUGUCUAGUAUGUCUGGGAAGAAGGAUCUUUCAGACUUACAAAUUCCAACCAUAACGGAAAAUGCUGAAGAUGUUACUGAGGAAGGAUUCGGUUACAAAAAAAUGGAUGAAAGAAAGAAUUCACGUAAUUGGAUGGAUCAGCAACGUAAAAACAUACAAGCUUAUGAAUACUUAUGUCACAUUGGUGAAGCAAAAGAAUGGAUUGAAGCUUGUAUAGCAGAAGAAAUUGAUCCAAUUGUAUUAUUGGAAGAAAGUUUAAGAAAUGGGAUUGUGUUGGCCAAAUUGGCUAAAUCAUUCGAGCCAUCAGUUGUUAGGAAAAUAUUCAUGUCACCCAAGUUACAAUUUCGGCAUUCGGAUAACAUUAAUUUCUUUUUUUUAGCAAUUCGAAAAGUUGUAGGAAAAUUAGAAUUCACCGAUGAACAAAUUCAUACGACGCAAAGAGGAUUGGCUGCAUCGGGAAUUGUAAUGCCAAGUUUCGCUAAUGUUGGUAUGGCAUUGGCAGCAGAACUUAAUGAACCAAUUUUCGAAACUGGUCAAUUACAAGAACCUCAAGAACCUCAAGAACCACAGGAGACUGAAGAAGAACGCAAAUAUUGGGAAGAUAAUAAGAAUGUUCUUAUAAAAUGUCAAUCAUAUGUUAGAACACAUUUAGCACGUAAACAAUUAUUGGAUCGUAGAGCAUUAUAUCAAUAUUCUAUGCCAUUUAUAAUUGCUUUACAAUCUCAAUGUAGAGGUUGGCUGGUGCGCAGAGAAUGGAAUCAACGAUUGGAAGAACUUGAAAAAUUAGAAAGAUGGUUAAGAAAGUUACAAAAUUUAUGUAGAGGAGCAUUGGCUAGACAACGAUUUAAAGACAAACGAGAUUAUUUUCAAAAAAAUAUCGAUAAAGUUAUUAAAAUUCAAAGUUUAUACAGAGCUAAACAUGCUGGAGAUGCUUAUCGUAGUUUAACUAUGGGAAGUAAUCCUCCAGUUGGAACUAUAAAGAAUUUUAUUCAUUUGUUAAAUGACAGCGAUUUCGAUUUCGAAGAAGAAAUUGAACUUGAAAGACUCAGACAAGCAGUGAUUCAAAGAAUUCGCGAAAAUAAUCAAUCAGAAGAUUUAUUAAAUCAACUUGAUAUUAAAAUAGCAUUACUUGUUAAGAAUCGUAUAACAUUAGAUGAAGUAAUAGCAGUAGCGAAUUCAAAGAAACGUAAUCGAAGACUUUCACAGUUGAAUUCAUCAUCAGGACCAUUUUCAUUAAAAUCUUUAGAUAAAGGAUCGAGAAGACGGCUUGAAUUAUAUCAACAAUUAUUUUAUAUAUUACAAACACAACCAAUGUACUUAGCAAGAUUAUUUUUUAUAUUAAAUAAAUUAGGAUUUCCGGAAAAAACUAAAAGAUUAGUUGAAGGUGUUGUACUUACAUUAUUUGGAUAUGCACAAAAUGCUCGAGAAGAAUAUUUAUUACUUAAAUUAUUUCAAAAUUCAAUGAUGGAAGAAUUAGAAAAUAUAGACUCAUUACAAGAAUUUUUACGUGGAAAUUUUAUGUUUGUGAAAUUAGUGGUACAUUAUAAUCGUGGGGCAAAGGAAAGAAAAUUUUUAAGGGAAUUACUUGGACCUUUAGUUAAACAAGUAAUUGAAGAUGAAUAUAUGGAUCUAGAAUCCGAUCCUUUAAUUAUUUAUAAAGCCUUAAUUAAUGCGGAAGAAUCAAAGACCGGUCAACCUUCUAAACGUCCUAUUGAUAUUACCCAACAAGAAGCCUUAAAUGAUCCCGAAACUAGAACUGUAUUUAUCCAUCAUUUACAACGAUUAAGAAAAGAAACCGAUAGUUUCUUAACCACUAUCGCUAAUAAUCUUGAGAAAAUCCCUUUUGGCAUAAGAUACAUCGCAAGAGAAUUGAAAAAAUCGUUAAUGGCUAAAUUUAGUAAUGAAAGUGAAGAUAAUGUUAUUAAAGUUGUCGGUCAUUUAAUUUAUUAUCGUUAUUUAAAUCCUGCCAUCGUCGCCCCUGAAGGAUUUGAUGUAAUCGAAACAAUUGUUACUCCAAUGCAACGUAAAAAUUUAGCAGAAAUAUCCAAAAUGCUUAAUCAAAUUUCAGUUGGUAAAUUAUUUACGGAAGAAAACAUGUAUUUACAACCAUUAAAUGAAUACGUGCAAUAUGCUUCCGAUAAAUUCUCAAAUUUCUUUAAAGCUGAUGCGGAAACGUAUUUUGGUAUCGAUGAAUUUGAUGAUCUCACGCGUACAAAUAAACCUAUAAUUUACAUUUCACCAUAUGAAGUAUUCUCAAUGCAUGAACUUCUUUUACAACGCCUAGAUUCAAUAUCUUCACAACCAAAUGAUUUAAUUCGACAGAUCCUUCAUGAUUUAGGUGAUGCACCGCCUAUUAAUGAAAAUGACAAUUCGGAUUCAAAUACCAAAGAGAUAGCACUUACGUUGGCAAGUAGAUUAUCAUUGGAUGCAAUGAAAGAACCUGAUUCAGAAAUCAAACAUUUAUUUGUUGAAACAAAACGUUAUAUAUUAAGUAUAAUGAAAGUGCAAAAUGGAAAAAAUUUAUUAGAUAUUUUGGUUAAACCAGUUACUUUACAAGAUGAGCAAGUUUAUCAAGAAAUUUGUAAAAUGGAUCAAGAAAAACGUAUUAAACACAGUCAAAAUUUAAAUAAUAGUGUGAAUAUUGCUGGAGGUUUUAAUUCAAUUUCAAGAUCAAAUUCUGUUUCAACCACAUUAAGUAGUAGUAGUGGUGAUCAUUUAAAUGAUAUAUCUAAAAUGAAAUUUUUAGAUUUAAAGAAACUUACUUUACAAAAUAUCUUAAAAUUAGAGACUGAAAGAAAAGUUACAAAACAAAAUAAUUAUCAAGAUUUUCUUAAUAGUAUCGCCGUUGAUAUUAGGAAUAAACAUAGAAGAAGAAUUCAAAGACAAAAAGAAUUGAGACAAUUAAGACAAACUCUUGUGAAUUUAGAUGAGAAAAGAGCUCAUUUAGAUGAGCAAAUUAAAACUUACAAUGACCAUAUCGAUGUUUGUAUGCAACAAUUAUCAACCAAGAAAGGCAAAAAAUCAAGACUUGUUCUCCCAUUUACACGGCAAUACUUCCAUAUAAGGGAACUUCAAAGGUCAGGACGUGUACCACAAUUUGGUUCAUUUAAAUAUACAGCACAAAGAUUACAUGAAAAGGGUGUAUUAUUAUCAAUAGCGGGUUAUUCAACAUUUGAUAAAAUUAGUUUUACAAUUUCCUCUGAUGAAGUUGGUAUCUUCAAAAUAGAAGCAAGUUAUAUUGGUGUAAAUGUACCUGAAAAUAAUAUGAAAAACAAUAUUCUUACAUUAAACCCACAAAUAUUUACUACUUAA